UACAGAGAGAAUGGGUGCGGUACGACGUUUAAAUUUAUGUCCUUCCAAACUAAAAAUAUUCCAUUUCUAUCAAGUGCGUGUUUACUCAGGCGUGAAGGCCCAGGUAAAAGUGUGUUGGGAAACAGGAUGUAAUAGGAGGCGUAGAAAGUUUUGUAGGAUUAACGUUGGCAGUAGCAGACAAAAGCUGUUUUGGUGUUAUAGAGAAUUUAUCACUGCCAGGAGCUUGAAAACAGAGACAACCAGACUUCUCUAAGCAGGAAAAAGCAAAACGAAAUGUCCUGUUAAACUUGUCAUUGAUAAGUAUAGGCCUGUACAGUCAGCUACUGCACCUCCACAGCAGGACCUAUACUUAUAUAUUUACGUGAACAGAAUACUUACAUAACACACACUGUUGUAACAGAGAAUAGUCAUGGACUAGAGAGAGGUGUAAGCACAUUGAACUACAUCCUGUUCGGAGGAUACACACCAAAUGCAGGUAUAAUGUUUGCGUGUAUUGUAUUCCUGUCUCUGUUGGUCACUGUUCACGCAGUGUCACGCCCUCCUAGAAUAUACAACCAACCAGAUGAUAAUGUUUACUACAAGGCUGGAGAAAAAGUUGAACUUCCUUGUGAGGCAGAUGGUGAACCUAAACCUUCCUUUGAAUGGACCAGAAAUGACAUCACGUACUCUCCAAAAGAUGAAGACGGAAUGAUAGAUAGAGUUCUACAAGCUGGAACACUCGUUUUUUAUAGUCCAGAAGACAGAGAUGAGGGAAUAUAUCAAUGUUUUGCUAAAAAUGAUUUUGGAAGGUCUGCUAGUAAAAAAGUGAAUUUGAGGCAGGCCAAACUGGCAAGUUUUGCUUUUGCAAGACCUACUUACCAUACACCAUCAUUGGGAAGACCUUACACACUUCCCUGUGUACCACCAGAAAGUGUUCCUCCUGCCAGUGUCUUCUGGAUAACUAAAACAGCCCAAGGAGGUUAUAAUGUUGUCAAUUAUGACUCCAGAGUCACCAUGGACAGAGAAUAUCGUCUGAGGAUAACCAACGUCAAAAGAGAAGAUUUCAAUGGUGGCAAUCCUUAUGCGUGUAUGGCACUCAACACAAUUGCGAGAGGCAACUCUCAGGGUCCACUACACUACAUCACACCAAUAGGAGUGACUGAAGACUUUAUGAAAGUGGAGUACUUUUGGUCUGAUCAGGAUGACAGAGUUGGACUACUUGGCUCCACUUUCACUAUCAAGUGUAUAUUUUCAGGAAACCCCACCCCUGACGUACACUGGGACAGAACAGACAAUGAACCAAUGUCUGAGAGAGUGACUAUUCCAAGCUCUACACAAGAGUUACAGAUAAACAAUCUACAGUUUGAAGACGCAGGGCUAUACGAAUGUUGGGCAACUAACCCACUUUCCCUAGAUCGCAAAAAUCGAACAUUUACAGUUCGAGUUCAAGCUAAGCCCUAUUUCAUGCAGGAGUUACAGAACGUUGAGCUGGGUAUUAAUGAAACAGCUGAAUUUAUGUGUCUAGCUGCUGGAGACCCCAGACCAAGUAUAGAAUGGUAUAUCAACGGCAUACCAUUACCAGAUGUGAUGGAUCCUAGAAUAGCUGGGCCGAGGUUCAAACACCCUCAAGAGAAUAAGAUCGUCCUGGAGAAUGUUGAGCUGUCAGACUUUAUGGUCAUUCAAUGUAACGCUUCUAACAUUCAUGGAUACGUCUUCGCAGACUUUUACUUGAAAGUUUCUGCUGGUCCUCCGAAUAUCACAACCGCUCCGGAAAAUGAAACCGAGGCUGCAGAGGGACAACAAGUAGAGUUAUCCUGUGAAAACAAAGGCAAUCCCAAACCAAGACUUACUUGGUAUAAAGACAAUGUAGAAAUAACAGGAGGUGAACAUUUCAGAAUUUUACCCAAUGGCUCUCUACUUAUUAAGCAAGUUGUACUUCCAGACGCUGGACUCUACAAAUGUAAGGCAGAAAAUAUUUACAAUGUGACUGAAGCAAAUGGAACCCUGAUAGUACGUCGCAAGACUCGAAUAGAACACUUCCCAGAAGAUCUUACUGUCUACGCACUAACUGAGGCCCAAUUCACGUGUUCAGGUUCGACGGACCCUGAGAAAAUUUCUGAUUUAAAAAUAUUUUGGCAAAAAGAUGGAAGACCUAUAACAUUUUACGAUCAGAGAAUGACUACAUACGCUGGUUCACUGGUCAUUUGGGAGCCCAUAGUCAGGGACUCUGGAACUUACACAUGUAUUGUGACAAACGGGUUAGAAAACCAGACCGCGUCUGCCUCAUUGUUAGUCCAAGACAGGCCAGAGCCACCAACCAAUGUACGUUGGAUAUUUUGCAAUAAAAACGCUACCAUCUUGUGGAUGCCCGGCAGUUACAACUAUGCCCCAAUCAAGUACUAUGUUCUACAGUACAAUACUUCAUUCAAUCCUGAUCAGUGGACAUUUGGACUUAAAGUGAAUGCCUCUUUAAGUCAGGUGAACAUGACUUUAUCGCCACAUGUCAACUACACCUUCAGACUAAUUGCGUACAACAAGAUAGGUGCCAGUGACCCUAGUGCCCCCACACCUACAGUCUGCUCUACCAAACCAGACCGACCUUACAUCCACCCUCAGAACCUCCGCACUCUGGGUCACCGGUAUGGAAAGCUUUACAUUGAAUGGACUCCGGUUCCACAAAUCAUGCAACAUGGUCCCGGGUUUUACUAUGUUUUACAAAUUCUACCUGUUGGGGCGCAGGCAGAAACGCAGAUAGAGAGUAGGCCUAUUGAUGACUGGAGAACUAGUCAUUAUGAAAUGAAUGCUGCAAUGAUUUAUGAACCCUAUAUGAUUUCAAUUAAAGCCAUCAACAGUGUGGGAGAAGCUUCUGCAGAUCCACCAAUAAUAAUUGGUUAUUCAUAUGAAGCCCAACCCACUGUAACCCCAACAAAUUUCUUGGUAGAAGAAGAAGGAGAUACGUACGCCAUUUUCAGUUGGGAGUUUGACAAAUCUGAAGCCAAUAAAACUCAGUCAAGAAUAAGAGGAGAAUUCAGAGGAUUUCAGAUCAUAUUUUGGGAGCAGACUCAGAAAGCACUUACAGUCAGAGAGCAAGACAUUGGUCCAGAUGUAGUGAAGAAUGCAACAGGGAAUACAUUCACUGCUAGAGUAGAGAACAUGGUACCCAAUACUAAGAUGGAGGCCCAGAUAGCUGUCUUGAACAACUACUUUAUAGGUGUACCUACAGAGACCGUAAGGUUCACUACUCAACCCGGAUUUCCAGGAUCGGUGGACUAUCUACGCAUUACCAGGAUAGGAGCAACGAAUGUUGACCUGAAGUGGGAGAAACCAUUUGAAAACAGAGGAAACAUUGAAGGCUAUGAUAUUAGUUAUCGUAAAGUCAAAGACUUAUCUCUUGGUGUGAUCUUGGACAAGGAUCCUCAAAUCGAUGACCCGAACGUAACACAAUCCUAUCUGGAUGGUUUAUUACCAAACACAAAGUACAGAGUCUAUGUCUAUGCCAGGACAGCAAAGGGGAGAGGAGAGGAGUACUUUAUAGAGUUUGUUACAGCGGCGUAUCCUUUCCGACCUGACCCACCACGUAACAUUUCGUGGACUUCCUGUGACCAAAACGCUACAGUUUCAUGGACGCCCGGAAGUGAGAACAACUCCACAAUGCAGUAUUUCAUAAUACAAUACCAAACGUCAUUGAAUGCUUCUGAUGACUGGACUUUUGGGGUUAAGGUAAACGGUUCCUUUCAACAAGCCAAUAUGACCUUAUUUCCUAAUAUGAAUUACACAUUAAGAGUCGUUGCUUACAACGCCUUAGGUGCCAGUGAUCCCAGCUCCCCUUCUUCAGAAGCGUGCUCCACAAAAGAAGACAGGCCUGUCUCACACCCUAAAGACUUAAAGACACUUGGAAACGAAUUUGGAAGCUUGUACAUUGAAUGGACGCCCGUUCCAGUCAUUAUGCACGGUGGUCGUGGGUUCUAUUACAAACUGGAAAUAACUCCAUUGAACCAGUCAGAAAGUGUGAACGAAACAGUCAUUGUAACUGACUGGACUACGCACUUCUAUUCUUUAAAAGUUCAAAAUGUAUAUGCACCUUACAGGAUCACGAUCCAAUCAUUCAAUAGUCACGGAGAGUGCACGUCACCACCACCAACCAUCAUUGGCUAUUCCUUUGAAGCAAAACCUGUUAUAACUCCAACGAGUGUUGUUGUUGAAAAUGUUGGUAAAACAUUCGUGAUAUUAAGCUGGAGUUUCGAUAUUCAUGAAAUUCUAAACAAUAGUUCAAAACUCAGAGGAGAAUUUAAGGGAUUUAAGAUAAUUGUCCGGAGUCACGAUAAGGAAGAUGUGCUACUUGAGCACCUGACCGGUCCAGACAUUGUGUCCAAAGUUUCAGGCAAUACAUUUACAGCUCUGGUGGAAGGUUUACCAGGAUACACUUUGCUGACAGCUGGUGUUGCAGUUUUGAACACUUACUAUCAGAGUGACUCAUCAAGUUCUGUUAACUUCACAACUGGAUAUGAAGCUUUACAAAUACUAACAUCUCCAGCACGUCAUAUGAAUGCAACAAGUGGAAAACAAGUUUCAAUGAUGUGCAAGACAUCUGGUAAACCCAAAGCCCAGAUCACAUGGUACAAAGACUAUGUGCAUAUAACAGGAGGUCAAUACAGUGUACUAUCUGACGGUUCAUUAGUUAUUCAGUCUGCUGUGUUGACAGACUCUGGGCAUUACAUUUGCCGGGCUAACACAACGUACGAGGUGAAAUUGGCGGGAACUCAUCUUCUCGUUCUCAACUAAACAAGCACGACACCACUUUAUUUAUCUUGCUUUUUGUGAUCACAUGGAGCCUAAUAGGCCUACGUAUCACUUUCAAAGACACUUUGUGAUCACAUUGAGCCUAGUAGGCCUACGUAUCACUUUCAAAGACACUUUGUGAUGUGAGUCUUGAGUUUGGACAAUAUCUUCCCUUGCUAAAUCACGUCAAGGAAGCGACAUUGAAAUUUAGUCUUGACAAAGAAUUGAGCUAUAUUUUUAACAUAACCACCAUGCGUAAAAGUCUCUAUACCUAACAAUUCCUUCAUGUCCGGGCAGUACAGAAGAAAGGCGAUCGCUCACGUGUGGGCAGUCCUACACAGGCAAAUGUAGCAAAUGUACCGUCCAGGUUUUCCCCCAGCAAUGGAAUGGUCACUCUGACCGCUAGCUAAUUGCCCAUUUGUUUUGAAGUAAGUUAUAAGUCAAAGAAUGAAAUUAUAAUGCUUUCUCCAUUUUGAAAUAUAUUGUGCUACUAAAUUUGAUUCAGCAGUGCUACAAAGUCAUAAAAAAUUCUCCUAUACCUUUUACAAAACGUAUCGUAUCAACGAUUCCUUUCUUUGUAAACAGAAAAUACCAACAAAAAUAAUUUAUAGUUUUGCACCUGUAUGAAAAUCUAUAAGGAGCUGAUGCUACAAUAUGGUGAAAAUGUAAAACCUUUGUCCAGUAUCUCAUGUAGCAAGUAACUCCUGAACUGAACUUAUUUAUAGACAGGACAUACCUAGAAUGUUAAUUGAACUACUUCUGUGUGGUCAAUGUUAUACUUCAGACAAAAUAUUUGAUUUAGACCCAUUAAUUAUAUGGUCACAGUUUGUUCUCUCCCUAUCAGAAAAUCUUGAAUUCAUUGAUGUAUUGAACCAGUAGUGCCAAAUUAUUUACAUUUUGGAUGAAGCUCUGGUGGUGGACUUUGUCAAAUGCCUUAGAAAAAUCUUAUUAAAUAGCAACUAUAUGUUCGAUAUUAUCUAAGACUUAAAAAAAAAUCAUCAUUUUGUUCUAUUACUUGAGUUUCGCAUGGUGUAUAUUUCCUAAAGCCAUGUUGGUGUGAAGCAUAAGGAUAGAAAUGUAUAUCAUGCGUUCUAAAAUUUUACAUAUUAUGUUGGUCAGAGAUACUGGUCGGUAGUUUCCUUGGUCAGAUUUUCUUUUUCUUUUUUUUAAAUAGGGGAGUGAAGUUAGUUUCUUUCCAGCUCUGAUUAAGAGAUGCCUGAUAAAUUUAUUUUGAAAAUGAUGCUAGCUCAACACUUAGUUCAUUGAGUAAUCUAGCUGGAUCACUAUCAGGUCCAGACAAAUGAUAGAAUCAGAGCGUAUUGAGAAUGCUAAAAGCAUGAACGAUUGGUAAAAAAAAUAUUUCUAAUCCCACAGAUAUAUUUGUGUUACUAUAGAUAUAUUACAAAUUUAUUACAUGACAUCCAUACCAAUACCAACGCAUUAAUAGCAAAAGCAAAAGUUGUUAAAUAAAGUGCUUAUAUUUCGAUAUUUCUUGUUUCUCUAUAUAAAAAUGUGACUCAAGUUAUUCUGAAAGACCUAACAUUGAUCAAUUACUAGCCACAAAGUUGUGCCUCUUGAAAUGGUAUACUUGGACGUCUGCAAGACUAGACGUGGUGUGAAUGUGUUGUUGUCUAAUAAAAUUACUUUUGACUGAACAAGUACCUUUUUAUAUACAUUCUGUUUAAAUUUCAUAUAACAACUAUAAUAUUGAUAAAAUUUGAUUCUCUGAAGUUCGAUUUUUUUAUUUUGUAUAAACUGUUUCGAUUAUAUACUUAUAUAUAUAUAUAUAUAUACUAUAUCUAGACUGGACACGGACAUUUUUUAAACACUACAAAAAAAAGUUAAAAAUGUUUUUUAAAGUUGAAACAAGGCUGUUUUGUAAAGUAGUUAUAAGAAAUAAAGCUGUUGUUUUUUUUCCAACCCUAACCUAUGUAACAUAUAAUUUAAUUUUUAGAUCUAGAUCUUGUAAUUUGACAUAAAAAAUAAGAGUACUCUUGUCUCAUUAUUAUUAUUUUGAAAUUUAUUGAAAUCUAGAAAGAUCUAGGUAAUCAAUAUAUUUAAAUGUACAUAAGAUGAUUAAAAUCAACAGACAUUAAUUAUUUCGAUCUAGGAUUUUUUAUACAUCUACUCAAUGGAAACUAACAGGAAAAGGCUUUAUUUCAUAUAUUAGCGUGAAUAUAUAGUUAUAUAUCAUCUUAUAUAAUACAGACUUUACUUCAAAAAAGAAUAUGAUUACGUCCUACGCGUGAUGCAUUUAGUCAUGCAUAUUAACCAAUGACUUAAAUUUUGCCAAGUCACUGGUUUUCCUGGCUAGCUCAGGCAACCCAUUCCAUGCUCUAAUAGCACUGGGGAAGAAGGAGUAUUUGUACAAAUUUGUCCUAGCAUAUGGGACGAGGAAUGUGCCUUUAUCUUUGUGUCUUUCUGAGUAUUUUAUUUUAAAUUUUGUUUUUGUAUUUGAAGAUUAUGGUUCAGUGUUUUAUGUAUAAUUGCUACUUUACUUUUAAGUCUUCUAUCCUGAAGGCUUUCUAAAUUUUGUGAUUUUACUAAAUGUGUUACUCAAGUCAAAUGUGAAUAUUCGUUUGUUAUGAAUCUCACUGCUCUAUUUUGUGUCUGUUCCAGUUUCUUAAUGUUUUCUUGAGUUGAGGGGUCCCAAACGGAGGAUGCAUAUUCUAUUAUUAGCCUAACCAAGGUUAAAUAACAUUUUAGUUUUAUGUUCUUAUUUGAUUUAUAGAUAUUUCUUUUAAUAAACUCUAAUGCUUUGUUUGAUUUUUUUUAAAGUUUCAUCAAUAUGAGGAUUCCAUGACAGUUUUUCAUUUAUUAUAACACCUAGGUAUUUUGCCUUUUUAGUCUAAGUUACUGGUUUACCAUAAAUAAGAUAAGUGGAAUUAAUUUGUUUUAGUUUUUUUGUUUCUCUUACAUUUUUCUGGGUGGAAAGACAUGCUCCAAUUUGAUUCCCAUUUCUGUAAUUCAUCUAAUUCUCUUUGUAAAAUAUCUGUGUCUUGUGUUGUUUUUAUUGUUCUAUAUAUUAUGCAAUCGUCUGCGAAUAAUCUGACUUUUGUUCCUGAAGUAAUGCAAUUUAGUAAAUCGAUUAUGUAAAUUAAAAAUAGUAGUGGACCUUAGAUUGUUCCUUGAGGUACGCCCGAGUUUACUGUACUGAUGAUCAUUAUUUUUACAGUUAGUUCUCUCCCUAUCAGAAAAUCUUUAAUCCACUGAUGCAAUGGACCAUCAAUGCCAAAAUAUUUUAAUUUUUUAUGCAAACUAUUGGGGGUGAAUUUUGUCAAAAGCUUUGGAAAAAUCUAGUAAAAUACCAUCUAUUUGCUAACUGUUAUCUAAACCUUUUGAAAAUUCAUCAAUUAGUCCUAUUAGUUGUGUUUCACAUGAUCUUUAUUUCCUAAAGCCAUGUUGGUAUGGAGUAAGGACAUUAUGUUUGUCUAAGUGGUUCAUGAUGUUCCUACAUAUUAUGUGUUCUAGGAUUUUACAUGUGAUGCUGGUAAAUGAUACUGGUCUGUAGUUUCCUAGGUCAGUUUUUUCUCCUUUUUAAACAGAGGGGUGACAUUAGCUUCUUUAAGUCCCUUGGUACUUUUGCCCUGGUUAAGAGAUGCCUGAAAAAGUAUUUUGAAUACUGGUGCUUGCUCAUUGUUUAGUUCUUUGAGUAAUCUAGCUGGAACACCAUUAGGUCCAUAUGGUUUAUUUGGUUUGAUGUUGGCUAAUAGUUUUUGAAUUCCAUUUUCUUGUACUUCUAUAUUUCCUAUGUUGUCUACUUGGUUCAAAUUAGGUAAUAUGUCUUUGUCUCCUGGGGCUGAGCAUGCUGUGUUACGUUAUGUGAUUAAUAGCCCAUUCUAAAGAAAAUCCGAGAAAUGAUUUUGAUUUUGCAUUAUUUCUAAACUUCUCUUAUAUUUUGAAAAUUAAAGAUCAUUACUUUUCUAAGACAGAAAAGAUUGAUUGGGGCGACUUCCAUUAGAGCUUGAAAAAGAGUUACGUACAUAAAUAUAUAUAUAUAGGUCUGUGAAUCGAUCAAACACGGAUAAGAAUUACUUUCCGGUUUCCAGUCUAGAUAUAAUAUAUAAGUCUAUGGUUUAGAUAUUGUAAUUAAAUAAUAUCGUACAUCAAUAGAAUGUUUGUGUCCCUAAACUGAUGUUUAUGUGUUUUUUUAUAACUCUUGGACAUUUUUACUUAUACAUUGAUGUGCCAAAGUAUUUUGUUUUACAUUUUCCAUAAUUAAACACUGUCAUUGAUUGGUUUAUA
Biomphalaria glabrata is the source of this 9003-nucleotide messenger RNA. RefSeq names its product neuroglian-like. The record is from RefSeq and is a predicted model, not a curated record. Lineage: Eukaryota; Metazoa; Mollusca; Gastropoda; Planorbidae. Bases 481 to 4761 code for a protein of 1426 amino acids. Gene Ontology annotation, biological process: cell-cell adhesion; brain development. The transcript has 26 exons. Gene Ontology annotation, molecular function: cell-cell adhesion mediator activity.